Molecule: messenger RNA, 732 nt
Organism: Fusarium keratoplasticum
Lineage: Eukaryota; Fungi; Ascomycota; Sordariomycetes; Hypocreales; Nectriaceae
Exons: 2
Coding region: 1-732 (243 amino acids)
Source: RefSeq, a predicted model, not a curated record
AUGUCUCCGGCUAAUAAGCACGUUGUAUUUGACAUCGUCGGCACAUGCGUGUCGUAUGAUGCCAUGUUCAACGCCCUUGACCGACGAUUGGGUGAUAAGCUACGCGAGCAAGGUAUCAAGCCUCGUCUCCUUGGAUACCUCUGGAUAGAGGUCACUGAGCGCGAGUACACCUAUCUCAGCAUGAAUGGCCGCUAUAUAACAUUCCGAGAUGUCUUUAGCAGCAUCUUUUACCGAAUGCUAUACAUGGCGGGUGUGCAAGAGCCGCACGAGUUCGCCAACGACGACGACUUGAAGUAUAUCCUCCAGGAGUACAUGAAGUUGGAAGCACGCCCCGGAAUUGCAGAGUGUUUUCAGAUACUGAGGGACAACGGCUUCACUAUCUGGGCCUUGACGGCCGGUGAUGUGGAGCGCGUGGGCGGCUACUUCACGCACAACGGCAUCCACAUGCCCAAGGAGAAUUUCGUGUCCUGUGACGGAUUCAAGAUUGGGAAGCCCGAUCCUCGGGUGUAUAAACUGAUGCUGGACCGCCUUGGUGAUGAUGAGAAGUGGUUUGCGGCCGCUCACAAUUGGGAUGUGACUGCUGCUCAGUUGGCAGGAUUCAAGGCUGCGUACUGCACCGUUUGGGAGAAGGAGCUUUGCGAGGGCGUCUUUGGCAAGAUGGAUAUCACGGCUGACACAUUUCCCGACAUGGCGCGCCAGAUUGUGGCAGCAUCUGCGGCCAGUUCAUCAUAG